Daldinia caldariorum is the source of this 1872-nucleotide messenger RNA. RefSeq names its product Bicupin, oxalate decarboxylase/oxidase. Gene Ontology annotation, biological process: oxalate metabolic process. The coding region runs from base 161 to 1654 and encodes 497 amino acids. The record is from RefSeq and is a predicted model, not a curated record. Lineage: Eukaryota; Fungi; Ascomycota; Sordariomycetes; Xylariales; Hypoxylaceae. The transcript is spliced from 4 exons.
GGGGAUGUUGAAUAUAAAAUAGUAAAGAUCUCCCCUCCUCCUGGACCGAACUUUUGAAUCAUCGUCCAUCAACGAGGAAUCCCAGGCCAGCCAAAACCUCCUAUUCAUCUCUCAGUUGUAUAAUCCGUUUUUGGGCAGAUUCAUUGUAUAGUUUCUCGAGAUGAAGUACACAAGCGGUCUCGCGGGUGUCGGGUUAUUCCACCUCGCCCUCGGCCUUCCACGGCCGCAGAUGACAUACGAGGAGAACCAAGGAAGUGUUGGUGGUGUUGACGCACCUAUUCCCACCUACAGCGGUGCACCUGUAGGAGACCUUCGCGGCUCCACGGACCUUCAAGGGGGUAUCGCAUCCCGUCCUUCUGCGGAUGGAGGUGACUCCGCCGUCGUGGAGGACCCGCAGUUUGUGAACGGGCAAGACGCAGACGGCAAACUUGGUCUGUACCUGGACUUCAACAGCGCCGAGUAUCCCAACGGACCUCAGCCUAUGCGUGGUGGCCAGGGAGGCACUGACCCCGGGCCGCGCACGUACGAGUACGAGAAGCUGAACCCCGAUACCUACGCUCCGCCUGCGACGGAUAAAGGCAGUGUACAGCAGGCCAAGUGGCCGCUAGGCCUUAGCCACAACCUGUUAGGAUCCGGCAAGCAAUCGGGUUGGGCCCGGCAACAAAACCAGGAGGUGUUGCCUGUAGCUACUGCGAUGGCGGGUGUCGAUAUGCGCCUCGAGCCAGGUGCGUACCGAGAACUACACUGGCACACCUCUGGCGAAUGGGCUUUGGUCUUAAAAGGCUCGGUUCGCGUAGCGGCUAUCGACACCGACGGAGCCUCUUUCGUCGACGAUCUCACGGCGGGCGAUGUCUGGUUUUUCCCGCAGGGUGUUCCUCACAGUUUGCAAGCCCUGCACCAAGGCGUCGAGUUCCUGCUGGUCUUCGACAGCGGCGACUUCUCCGAGUACAACACGUUCCUCGCUACCGAGAUGCUCAUGCGCACGCCUGUAUCUGUCUGGGCCAAGGACCUCCAGACCGACGUUAGCGCGUUCGACUACAUCCCCGACAAAGAGAAAUAUAUCUUCAACGGCACCCCGGCUCCAUCCAACAUCUCUGAGCAGAACAUCACGUCUUCAGCCGGUGCUCUCUGGGGCCCUAGCGGAUACACCUACCACUGGUCGCAGCAAGAAUUCCACAACACCACGGGCGGAGCCGUCAAGAUCCUCGACCCAGCGACCUUCCCCGUAGCGGACAUGUUCUCCGCGGCACUCGUGGUCCUCGAGCCGGGCGCGAUGCGGGAGAUCCACUGGCACACGGAGAGCGACGAGUGGUCGUACUUCCUGCAGGGGUCCGCGCGCAUCACCAUCUACGAGGCGCCGUCGGCGUCGGGGACGUUCGACUUCACGGCGGGGGACGUGGGGUACAUCCAGAAGUCGGCGCUGCACUACGUGGAGAACACGGGGACCGAGGACGUCAUCUUCCUCGAGGUCCUCCAGGCCAAGAAGUUCUCCGACAUCAGCGCCGCCCAGUGGCUCGCCCUGACCCCGCGCCAGGCCAUCAAGGACACCCUCAACCUCACCGACGAGGUCCUCGACGCUAUCCCAAAGGAGAAGACCCUCAUCAAGCCUGGUAACCCCAACAUGACUGCUAUUGCGGUGGACGGGAAGCCUUAGAUGGUUGGAAAGAGAUCCUGAGAGAAGAAAUGUAUGGUUCGAUGACGGUUACCUGUUUAAUGACUAGACGUUGCGAAAGAUGACGAGCUAUCAGUUAAUCAUAUAGACGCUGGAAUUUUUUCUAUAGUAUAUGGCCAACCUAAGUUAAUGUUUUAGCCUAUUUUCUUCCUGAUAGAAUACAAAUUACCUUGAUGCUUAUCUCAUAACUAUAUUCUAGA